Messenger RNA from Eucalyptus grandis, 1065 nucleotides. RefSeq names its product calcium/calmodulin-regulated receptor-like kinase 1. Gene Ontology annotation, cellular component: membrane. Gene Ontology annotation, molecular function: protein kinase activity; ATP binding. NCBI's taxonomy places the organism in Eukaryota, Viridiplantae, Streptophyta, Magnoliopsida, Myrtales, Myrtaceae. Gene Ontology annotation, biological process: protein phosphorylation. Bases 1 to 1065 code for a protein of 354 amino acids. The transcript has 5 exons. The record is from RefSeq and is a predicted model, not a curated record.
AUGGGUGUUUGGCAUGAAAAUGAUGUUCGAAGAUGCAGCAUUGGAUACUUGGAUAACGGUGAAGGCAGCAAGCCUGCAGUUGUUCACCAAAACAUUUUCGUUGAGAAGAUUCUCAUUGACCAGCAGCUCAACCCACUCAUAAUGGAUUCCGGGCUUCCAAAGCUUCUCGCCGAUGAUGUCAUAUACUCAGCUCUCAAGACUAGUGCCGCCAUGGGUUAUAUGGCACCAAAGUACAUUACAACAAGUCGUUUUACCGAGAAAAGUGAUGUUUUCGCAUAUGGAGUAAUCAUCUUCCAGAUCCUCUUGGGUAAGCGACUACUUUCCAGCUCAAUGCGGUCAGCAGCAGAGUGUUGCGGUUUCGAGAACUUUAUCGAUAGCAAUCUGAAAGGAAAUUUCACUGAACCUGAGGCGGCUAUUCUUGGGAAGAUCGCAUUAUGUUGCACCAGUGAAUUGCCCGAUAAUAGACCCACUAUUUUCAGAGUGAUUGAGGAACUAAAUGAUUGCCAGAGGACAGAGAGGAAAGAGGACGAGGAGAAACAGAAGGAUUCGGAGAAGACUAGGAGUGGAACUCCAGUAGAUGGAAAAGAAAAAGAACAUCACUUGGAAGCUGAAGCUGAGAAAGAACAAGAAGAAGAUUUUCCUUCUCCACCUGUAGCCACGGAAACAGGGGGAGCUCGUGCGGAAAUAGCUGAUAUUGAGGCAUCCUCUCCAAGUCUUGGUGAUCGAAUUGCUAAUGUUCCCUCACAUCUCAACACUCCUGGAAUUGAUUUGGCUGGACCUAGUGCUCAAACUGAACCAACAGCAGACUUUCAAAGACUGCUAGAACUCCUUUUGGAGUUGAAGGCACAACAAUAUGGGAUGGAGUUUGAGAUCAAGAACCUCCAAUCAGCUUUGAAGUCUACUUCAGAUUCUCUACACAAGCAAGUACAGGCCCUUAAGCUUCAAGUUCAAGAGACUGCUAAGGGUGAAGAUAGUGAGAAGCUGAAAGAGAUUAUGAGAAAGCUCAAAGAGACAGUUCAAUCUUUGGGGGAUUUCCAGCUCGUUCGCAUCCCCAAACGGCCCUGA